UGUAAUGGCACAACAUUUUCUUUGACAAAACUGCUCACCUUGUACUGAAAAGUACUUGUAUUACUUAAUAAGAGUUAAAAUUAUUUUUAUAAAUUAAAAAAACCUACGACUGUAGUUUUCAAUCAUUGGAAUGGUUAUUAUUUUUAAUUUUUUAAUUGCUUAUUAGAUGACUAUAUUUUAUUAAUAAUUUAAAUAGUAUGUUCUACUUACACGUACCCGAUAUAAACAUAUCUAUAAUUGAAGUGGAAGACUCUUCUUUAGCACGGUUAAUUCAUUUUGUUACUUACGGAAAGUUAAGUGAAAAGCCAAAACACAUUGAAUAUCUCAAGAAUUCAUCAUUGUUAGACUAUGUUGGAUUUUUAUCUUUAAGAACACAUGCGAGUUUAACGAAAGAUCCAGAUUUAAAAGAAACAAUUAUUGAAGGAGAGUGUAAUCUGAUUGCGGAACGUUUGCGUUUAUUAACGCCUAAGUACUUGAGAAAAUAUCUGAUUCAGAUAAUAGAUGACAUAAAAUGUUUGAAUAAAACUGAUGACAAUAUUGAUGUGCUGUUAAAAGUCUGUGAACAGUAUAAGGAUAAGCAACACGAGCCUUGUGGUGAUAACUGUGAUCUAGAACAUAUUACAGUUCCUUGGCAGAAGUGCUUGUCUUUAAUGACCGAGUACAAAGUUUUUAUUACAAAAGGACAUGCAUGUGUGCCUUGUAAAUUUUGGAAUGGUUUGUUAAGAGAUUUGUUUCGUUUAAUAUACUAUAAGUCCUUAUACCAAAUACGCAGGUGUUGUUCUACAUUGCCCGAAAGCGACUUGCGGCUUGAUUACAUAACAAAUCGAAUAGACAUGUUUUAUAAUUCUAAGGUGGCGUUCUGGAGAAAUAAUAUUGAGAAUGUAACUUUUGAAGAAUUAAAUAUAAAUCGACAUUUGCUACCGCCGUGCAUGUCUUUGUCGUUGGAUUCUUUGUUUUCAAACCACCGCCUAGCACACGAUUCUCGUUAUCUGUUAACAUUGUUUUUAAAAAACAUUGGGGUACCGAUAGAACAAACAUUAGAAAUGUUCAAACAACAAUACAGCAUGAUUGACAAUCAAGGCAGUACGUGUACUCAUACAUGGAAUGAACAUCACAAACAAAUUAUAUACAACGUUAAACAUACAUAUGGCAUGGUUGGAUCAAAGAAAAAUUACAAUAUGCAAUCUUGUUCUUUUAUUCAAAAGCAAAAUUCUAGUCAAUUGUCAGAAGAAGGUGGUUGUCCGUUUGUCCAUUGUAGUGGAGAUAAACUUAAAAAGAUAUUGGAGAAAAACACAACAUUUGAUAAUACCGAAAUUAAGGUAAUUAACGAAUUGAGAAAUAGCGAUCGACCAAUUGAAGCGUGCCAUUGGUAUGCGCAAAAAUUGUUUAAAAAAACUACUUAUUUAUGUCACAGCACACCCGUUCAAUAUUAUUUUAAUUUUAAAAUGGGCACAAGACGUCAUAUAUCUUUAAACCAAUAAGAAUUAUAUUUAUCGUUGUUAUUAUUGAUGUUAUUAAAAUAGAUCUAAUUAUUGUUA
Messenger RNA from Adelges cooleyi (spruce gall adelgid), 1538 nucleotides. RefSeq names its product DNA primase large subunit-like. The record is from RefSeq and is a predicted model, not a curated record. Gene Ontology annotation, cellular component: alpha DNA polymerase:primase complex. The transcript has 4 exons. Lineage: Eukaryota; Metazoa; Arthropoda; Insecta; Hemiptera; Adelgidae. Gene Ontology annotation, biological process: DNA replication, synthesis of primer. Bases 198 to 1481 code for a protein of 427 amino acids.